Molecule: messenger RNA, 654 nt
Organism: Pseudoliparis swirei
Lineage: Eukaryota; Metazoa; Chordata; Actinopteri; Perciformes; Liparidae
Product: protein CutA homolog
Exons: 6
Coding region: 91-483 (130 amino acids)
Biological process (GO): response to metal ion
Molecular function (GO): copper ion binding
Source: RefSeq, a predicted model, not a curated record
GCAGACACCUCCCUCCGACUCGCGUCCCGCGUCUCCGCCGCUGCUCUCCGCGGACAUUUAAGCCUCUGCUGACGGCUCCUGGCUGUGUUUAUGCUCCCGCUGCUGAGGGCUGUUGGAUCGAGGACGUUGUCCAUGGCGUCCAUGGCGUCCGAGACGUACGCGUCGGGGACGCACUCCGCCGCCUUCGUCACCUGUCCCAACGCCAGCGUGGCCAAAGAGCUGGCCAGGGCGAUCGUGGAGAGGAAGCUCGCCGCCUGCGUCAACAUCAUCCCGGCCAUCACGUCCGUCUAUGAGUGGCAGGGGAAGAUCGCAGAGGACAGUGAAGUUCUGCUGAUGAUUAAAACCAGAAGCUCAAAGGUUCCCGCUCUGGCCGAAUAUGUCCGCUCCCACCACCCCUACGAGGUGGCCGAGGUCAUCAGCCUGCCCAUCGAGCAGGGCAACCCGCCCUACCUCAAGUGGAUCGGGGAAGUCGUCCCCGAGUAGCGACUUGAAGGCACGGAACAAUCUGGGAGCUUCUCACUCACCGAGACAGAAAUAUGUGCCUCGUGUGAAUAAGUGACUUUUGUUUCUGAAGAUUUAAAACUGAUGGGUGUUGUUAGGUUGUGAAUGUUCUUCCCCUCUAGAGGGCGGCAGAAUAAACCUCUUCACAAUAAA